Penicillium crustosum is the source of this 1497-nucleotide messenger RNA. RefSeq names its product fungal specific transcription factor domain-containing protein. NCBI's taxonomy places the organism in Eukaryota, Fungi, Ascomycota, Eurotiomycetes, Eurotiales, Aspergillaceae. The record is from RefSeq and is a predicted model, not a curated record. Gene Ontology annotation, molecular function: zinc ion binding; DNA binding. The transcript is spliced from 5 exons. Gene Ontology annotation, biological process: DNA-templated transcription. Bases 1 to 1497 code for a protein of 498 amino acids.
AUGCUAUUUGCUGCUAGCUGUUUCAUACCAGUGGAGGCAGCUCAACGGUGUGGUUACGACUCCUUAAUCUCCUUGCGAGACGCAUUGUACGUCAAAUCUAAGCUACUAUAUGAAAGUGACAUUGAAGACGACCCAUUGACUAUUUGCCAGGCGUCCCUGCUGCUUUCGCACUACAUUUCCGAUUUAGAACCGUCGGCAAACUCUGAAUGGCUAGGAAUCGCCAUAAAAUAUGCCAAACUUGAUCAUAUAAACCGGUAUCACUAUCUGGCUAAAAAGCAUAUGCCCAAGAUGAAACGAGUCUGGUGGUGCUGUCUGAUUCGCGAUCGCAUCAUAUCCCUUGGAAUGCGCUGUCCGAUCCAAAUUCUCCCGCAGGAUUUUGAUUUGAAACAGCGUGGGAUAACACUAGAGGAUCUCAAGGAUGAGAUUGCCAACUCUGAAGCUUAUAAGCCUGACACAAAAUCCGCCCUCGGUCAGGUGCUGGCUAGCCUGUGCCAAUUCGUCGUUGCUGUAACCGACUUGACUUUGACACUCUACCCAGUAGCGAAAGUAUCAGCAUCAAAAGCAAACCACCAGAAUACCGCCAUGGAGGAUCUGGAAAGGGCCAGGCUCUUACUGCGCAAUUGGGAGCUAGACUGGAUGGGGCAGAUAGACAGCAGAGGCUUCUAUUCCCACCCGUCUAUAGCGUUAUAUACCAACCUCAUCGCGAUGUACCACCAUUCCGCUCGGAUUGCUCUCUGCAGCCGCAUGUGCUUGUUGACCGACGAAACAGACAUGGAGAGAUUUGGGCGCUGCCAAUCAGAGCUUGUAGCGUCAGUUGCAUCAAUAACAAACAAUGUGAAGCAGCUCUUGACCAACAGGGUUGCUGAUAGACUGCCCAUCAGUGCUGUGGCAUAUACAAUGCUACCUCAGAUUCUGCUCAGCGUGCAGUCACAGCUAUCCCCGCCUGAAGACAAAAUACAACAAGAAACGAUAUUGGUGCUAUUAACCGAAGUCAACCGCCAAUACAGCAUGAGGUAUUACACCGGUCGCACCCUGAGGUUAAUGUCGAGUGCUAUUUGGCUCUGCCAGGAAUUUAGAGCGUCUUCUGUCAAUACAGCCAGAGAAGACAAGCGUUUUGGCACUAAAUACCCACCACAGGUAUUCCAGCUGCGGCCGAGAGAGUAUAUGCAACUUUUACGUUACAUCGACGAAUCGAUGACUCUCACGCAUGAUGCUAUUGAGGCGAACUCGAUAUCGUUUAGGGCAAGUCAUACGCCUUCACCUUCUGAUUUACCCGUAUCGAGCACAUCUGAGUUUGAUAUAUCUGUCGGGAUGUCUGAUACAGUUUCGAUGGAGGCCAUGGACGAUCUGCGUUCGGGCCUUAAGACUGAAUUAUCGCAAUCCCCACCCAGAGAGGAGGGUUUAUUCACUUUCCAUUUAGAUGCUGUUGAAAAUUCUUGUGAUGAGUCUGAGGUGUUUCAGGAUUUAGUGAAUUAUUUACCCUUACUUGGGGAGUGA